Rhodamnia argentea is the source of this 978-nucleotide messenger RNA. RefSeq lists its product as uncharacterized. The record is from RefSeq and is a predicted model, not a curated record. The transcript is spliced from 4 exons. The coding region runs from base 314 to 769 and encodes 151 amino acids. NCBI's taxonomy places the organism in Eukaryota, Viridiplantae, Streptophyta, Magnoliopsida, Myrtales, Myrtaceae.
AAAGAACACCCACCACGCCACGCAAAGCAAAGCAAAGCUGAACCAACCAAUAGCCUCCCCCACAUGUUCCUGUCCCUCCUCAUCUUUCUUUCGUCUCGAAGAAAUAGGAGGGAAGCAGCUCCUUGUGGUUGAUCUUGAUAUUGUUGAGGUCGACUCUCUGUGGGCUCUGUUUGAAGUUUUGAAGAGAGAGAGAGAGAGCGCAUGGGAAACGUUUAGGACAAACCAGGACAAGAUCAAGACACCCUUUUUUUCUAGUGAUUUCUAUUUGGUGAUUGAUAGGAUAGUUCCUUGGCUGCAAGAAAAGUUAAAGAAAAUGGUGGGUCUUUUCUCAAAGUUCUCUGUGCACAGAAGUGGCCAUCGACGAGCUCAAAGUGCUCUGGACGGGAAGGAAGUGGGGCUUCCAAAUGCAGAGGUUGCUAGCGCUGCCACUGCCGCAGCUGCUGCUUCUCAUGGAAUUGAAGUGGCCGUAGAAUUUAAGCCUGUCGAACAUCCAAUCGAGCCUCUUGAUAAUGACCAACCAAUUCAGUGCCCUCUGCCUGAACCUUCAAUUCUAAAUGACGGAAGAAUUUGGAAAGAACGAGUAUCUGCGACCGUGCGGAGAAGAGGUGACCUACCCAUCAUGAAAGAAAGCGGGUCUAUCGAAUCUGAAUCUACUGCUGGGAUAAGACAAAGACCGGCCACCUCCAAUCGCAUGAUUUUGCCCUCGAUAAGCGCCCCAGAACAUAAUCUACUAAAGUUACUAGAAGAGUGUAACGCCCCGGGGACGUGAUAACUUCUUGCGAUUCUCAUCUUUCCAGUCGCUUGAGAAAUCGAAAUCGACAAUUUGUAUACCCGUUCCUCACUCACCUCCUUUACUGUUUGUACCCUUAAUUUUGUGUUGGUUCAUGAAUAUAUAUGUAUCCACAGAUGAGUCGAUUGAAAUAAAUGGUUUACCCAUCUAUAUUAUCGUCAUAAGACAUAAAAGUUUCAAUUUCUGCA